Oldenlandia corymbosa var. corymbosa is the source of this 2493-nucleotide messenger RNA. NCBI's taxonomy places the organism in Eukaryota, Viridiplantae, Streptophyta, Magnoliopsida, Gentianales, Rubiaceae. The record is from the annotation of a GenBank genome assembly.
AUGGGCAGGCGUGCGGAGACAAUUAUCCUUCCAUUGGAGCUUUUACGCCAUCUAAAACCAUCUGAAUUCACAGAUGCUCAAGAAUACCAUGUAUGGCAAAAGCGGCAGCUCAAACUCUUGGAAACAGGACUCCUUCUUCAUCCCGCCAUCCCACUUGAGAAGUCUAACGAGCACGCGAUGCGCCUCCGCGACAUCAUCCAGGCUUGCGAGGUCAAAGCGAUCGACACUGGGAAGAAUUCGGAGACCAUGAAAUCGCUUGUCAAUUGUAUAGUUUCCUUAACAUGGAGAAGUGCGGAUGGUUGUCCUACUGAUAUUUGCCAUUGGGCAGAUGGGUAUCCUGUUAAUGUUCAUAUCUAUAUCGCGCUUCUGUGCUCCAUUUUCGACAUCAAGGAUGAAACUUUAGUACUUGAUGAAGUGGAUGAGCUUUUGGAAUUGAUGAAGAAGACAUGGUCUACAUUGGCAAUCAACAGACCAAUUCAUAAUUUGUGCUUUACGUGGGUGCUGUUUGAGCAAUUUAUAGUGACCGGACAGGCUGAGCCUGAUCUGCUUUCCGCGUCAUUGACUAUGUUGGCUGAAGUAGCGAAUGAUGCUAAGAAAGUUGACAGGGAACCUCUGUAUGUGAAGAUGUUGGCAUCAGUCUUAACAUCAAUGAAGAAGUGGUCUGAGAAGAGAUUGUUGGACUAUCACAAGAACUUUCACAAGGCAACAAUGGGAUUGAUGGAGAGCAUUGUUCCUUUGGUGUUUUCAGCUUCAAAGAUCUUAGAGGAAGAUGUCCCUGGCUAUCUAACUUCUGCAUCAGAGAAUGGUGAAAUUGCAGAGAAUUCAGAAGGGAAUCGGGUGGAUUUUUACGUUCGUGCAUCUAUGAAGAAUGCAUUUGCUAAGAUACUGAAGGAUGCACAUAUAGAUGGAGCUGAUGUCGAAAUAAAUGAAGCGAGCGAAGUGCUCAUUAAAUUGGCUGAUGAAACAGAACGUAUUGCUGAGAAAGAGAAAACAAUCUUCAGUCCUUUGCUCAAGAAAUGGCACCCUAUUUCAGCUGGUGUUGGAGCCGUAACACUACAUUCAUGCUACGGGACAUUGUUAAAGCAAUACCUAAGUGCAUCAUCCACGCUAACGGAGGAUACCGUGUCAUUGCUGCAGAGGGCUGGUAAGCUGGAGAAGGUUUUAGUUCAGAUGGUUGUUGAGGACUCUGUUGACUGUGAAGAUGGAGGCAAAGCCGUGGUUCGAGAAAUGGUGCCGUAUGAAGUUGAAUCAAUCAUUUUGAACCGCUUGAAACAAUGGAUUCAAGAUUGUCUAAAGAGAGGGAAGGAAAUAAUCCGGAGAGCAAAGGAAACUGAAACAUGGAAUCCAAAGUCCAAGACCGAGCCAUAUGCGCAUUCUGCUGUUGAGCUAAUGAGACACGUAAAAGAAUCCAUGGAUAGCUUCCUACAAACACCAGUGAACAUAACUGAGGACUUGGUCCAUGAUCUUGCUGAUGGAUUCGAGCAUCUGUUCCGAGAUUACAUCACAUUUAUUGCUUCAUGUGGAUCAAAGCAGAGUUAUCUCCCAACGCUUCCUCCUCUAACACGAUGUAGCCGUGAAACAAAGUUUCUUAAACUCUGGAAAAGAGCUGCAUGCAGUGUUGGCACUGAUGAUCCAAACAAUCAUUUUUCAAAUGAAGGCAAUCAUCCACGCCCUUCAACUAGCCGUGGAACACAGCGCUUGUACAUUCGCCUGAACACCUUGCAUUACUUGAAUUCACAGCUCAACUCUCUGGACAAGACAUUGGCCCUUUCCUCAAAAAUCAUGCCCUCACCACGUCGCUUUGGCAGUCGAAACAGACAACUUGAUUCCUCUUCCUAUUUUGAUCACACACGAACGACAAUUCAAGUUGCUACUCAACAUGUAUCAGAAGUUGCAGCGUACCGCCUAAUCUUCCUGGAUUCAAACUCUGUAUUCUAUGGAAGUCUCUAUAUAGGCGAUGUUGUAAAUUCGCGUAUUAGGCCAGCUCUGAGAAUACUAAAGCAGAAUCUUACUCUAUUAUGUGCAAUCGUCACUGAAAGAGCUCAACCCCUAGCUCUAAAGGAAGUAAUGAAAGCUUCCUUUGAGGCUUUCCUAAUGGUUUUGCUUGCUGGAGGAAGCUCCAGGAUAUUUUCUAGGGCAGAUCAUCAGAUGGUUGAGGAAGAUUUCGACAACCUGAAGCGAAUGUUCUGCACUUGUGGAGAAGGGCUCAUAGUAGAGGAUGCCGUAAACAUUGAAGCUGAGACAGUAGAGGGCGUGAUCCUGCUAAUGGGACAAUCCACAGAGCAGUUGGUGGAAGAUUUUAGCAUUGUAGCCUGCGAAGCAAGUGGAAUCGGCAUGGUUGGUGCCGGACAAAAGCUCCCUAUGCCUCCUACAACUGGAAGAUGGAAUAGAUCAGAUCCUAAUACUAUAUUAAGGGUUCUUUGUUAUAGGGAUGAUCGUGCCGCUAAUCACUUCCUUAAGAGGACAUUCCAAUUAGCAAAGAGAAGAGGUUGA